Molecule: messenger RNA, 780 nt
Organism: Anthostomella pinea
Lineage: Eukaryota; Fungi; Ascomycota; Sordariomycetes; Xylariales; Xylariaceae
Source: the annotation of a GenBank genome assembly
AUGACACGUUUCAGACCCUGCAUAGACCUGCACGCAGGACAAGUAAAGCAGAUCGUGGGCGGCACGCUGGACAGCACGACCGCCGAGCUCAAGACAAACUACGUCUCGAAGCACUCGGCAGGGCACUUCGCCGCUCUAUACAGAGAUAAUGCCCUCGAGGGGGCGCACGUGAUCAUGCUAGGUCCAGGCAACGACGAGGCGGCGAAAGAGGCCCUGGCUGAGUGGCCGGGACACCUGCAAGUCGGGGGCGGCAUCAACGAUCGGAAUGCGGCCAUGUGGGUGGAAAGGGGUGCGAGCAAGGUCAUCAUCACUUCCUUCCUCUUCCCAGAGGGCAAGUUCAGCCAAGAGCGCCUAGAUGCCGUCUUAGCAGCACUUGAAGGGCAAAAGGGGAAGCUUGUCAUAGACCUGAGCUGCAGGCGGCGUGGCGACGACAAGUGGUUCGUGGCUAUGAACAAAUGGCAAACGAUCACGGAUAUGGAGGUGAACCAAGAGUCGAUUAAGAGUCUAGAGCCGUAUUGCUCCGAGUUCCUCAUUCAUGCGGCGGAUAACGAGGGUCUGCAAAAGGGCGUCGACGAGAAACUUGUCGAGAGACUGUCGGAAUGGUGCAGCAUACCAGUCACCUAUGCUGGUGGAGGUAGAAACUUGGAUGAUCUGCAAUUGGUGAAGAAACUGAGCGACGGCAAGAUAGAUCUCACCAUCGGGAGUGCACUAGAUUGCUUUGGCGGGACGGGUGUCAAAUUCGACGAUUGUGUCGAAUGGAAUCGGAAUAAGGGGUUGUAA